Anolis sagrei ordinatus is the source of this 3868-nucleotide messenger RNA. It is a transcript of the gene CILP, whose product is annotated as cartilage intermediate layer protein. Lineage: Eukaryota; Metazoa; Chordata; Lepidosauria; Squamata; Anolidae. The record is from RefSeq and is a predicted model, not a curated record.
CAAGAGAAGAGAAAAAUCAAGGGUGUGUUUUUUGUUGUUGUUUUCCAUUGGGAAUCCAGACCAGAUUGAUGGAAACAUAUCCCUCCCCCUUUCUUUUCCAUUUCCAGGCUGUUUGUGGAAGAGACUGCAAGGAAAAAAGAUAAAGGCCUGGAUGCAUUUCAUCUAACUAGGAUCCAUCCUGACUGGGAGAAAAGAAUGGGUCUGAGACAGCCAUGGUGUCUCACCAUUUUGCUUCUUCUCAAAAUGUCCUGCAUCUUUGGUGAGCCAAUUUUAAAGCAAUCGGUCCGCAGGAUCCAGCCUGGAGAGAGACCUUACAGCCUUUCUGCCAAACGUGGUUCAGACAACCAUGGAACAUGGACCACGUGGUUCAACAUUGACCACCCCGGAGGCAGUGGGGACUAUGAGCGCCUGGAUGCCAUCCGUUUCUACUACCGGGAGAGGCUCUGCCCAAAUCCCCUCCGCAUUGAAGUCCGGACAACUGACUGGAUCCCUGCAGACAACACAGGCCAAGUGGUCCACUUCAGUACCCAGGAGGGGUUCUGGUGCCUAAACAAGGAGCAGCCGGAAGGGCAGACCUGCUUGAAUUAUGCGGUGCGCUUCCUGUGUCCAGCAGAUUCCUUACCUCAGGAUUCAAAAACCCUGUGGUCUUCAUGGUCAAAGUGGAGUGAGUGCUCUGCAAAGUGUGAUCAAACUGGCAUCCAGACCCGGACCAGGACUUGCUUAGCUGAAAGCCUUUUGGACCCACGCUGUGAAGAAGUGAGCGAAGAAGGGAGGCGCUGCCUGGGAUCACCUUGCUCAGUGUGCAACCUGACUUGCUCCAUGGGCCGCGUGAAUGCAGAGUGCGAUGCUUGCAUGUGCGAGGAGAAUUUGCUGCGAGGAAAGGUCUCCCUUCCGGACGGGGCCCCUGCGGUCGCUGCCUCCAUCUACUUACAGGCCAAAGCAACCAAGUUGCUAACCAUAACGGAUGACAAUGGAGCAUUUCACAUUCCUGGCAUCUGUCCUGAUGGGAAAACAACCUUGGAGAUUAAAAAGCCAAGAUACAGAACCGCUUUGGUCACGGUGCCAGCAAAUCCUGGACGUUCCUCUUUGGUCCAGGUUCACUUGAAAAGAUCAGAAAAACCAUAUAUGGUGACCCAUCCAGAAAGCAAAGCGAGAAGAGAGGGGCAAAGUGUUUCGUUCUGCUGCAAUGCCGUUGGAGACCCAGUUCCCAGUCGAUAUUUUUGGUUCCACAACGAAACCCUUCUGGACCCGAUGCUGUACAAAUACAAGAACAACCUGCUGCUCAAGAACUUGAAGGCGGACCAUUCUGGGCAAUAUUUGUGCAAGACCAGCAAUGAGGCAGGUUCUGUGAAGUCACAAGUGGCCACUCUUUCCAUUAUAGGAAAGAAUGAAGCUCCCUGCAACCCAAAGCCUGAGGGUCAUUUUAUUCAGCUUCCCCAUGACUGCUUCCAGAACUCAACCAACUCCUUCUCCUAUGACGUUGGGAAUUGUCCACCCAAGACAUGUGCUGGAGCAUUAGACAAAAGCCUCCGCUGCAAGGACGGCGUCACCAACUGCUGUGGGGCCACCAAAAUGGAGAUGCGAGAGCUGUCGUGUGCCGGAUACACCCUUCCCAUCAAAGUGACGGUGGAGUGCGGUUGUCAGAAAUGCACUGAGGCCAAAGUCGUGGUUCGAGGGAGAGCUGUGGCUUCGGACACAGAUGAGCCCAUGAGGUUUGGCCACAUUUUCAUGGGGAACAACCGGGUCGGCAUGACAGGUUACAAGGGGACCUUCUCAGUUCAAGUGCCACCGAACACCGAGAGACUAGUGCUCACGUUUGUGGAUCGCUUGCACAAAUUUGUGAACACCACCAAAGUGUUGCCUUUCAACAAGAAUGGUGGAUCCGUCUUUCAUGAGGUCAAGAUGUUACGGAAGAAGCCGCCCAUCACUUUAGACUCCAAUGAGACUAGUAUGAUCUCCUUGGGGGACAUGGAGGGAGAUGAUCCCAUGGGAAAACUGGAAAUCCCUCCCAAUACAUUUUACAGACAGAAUGGAGACCCCUACACAGGGAAAGUCAAAGCCAGUGUGACUUUCCUGGAUCCAAGGAACGUCUCCAAUGCAGCCAUGGCACAAAGUGACUUGAAUUUUGUGGACGAUGAAGGCGACAUGCUCCCACUGCGGACUUACGGCAUGUUUUCCAUGGAUUUCACUGACGAAGCGGCCACAGAGUCUCUCAAUGCAGGAAAAGUCAAAGUCCACCUGGAUUCCUCCCAAGUCCGGAUGCCAGAACACCUGGAAGGCAUGAAGCUUUGGUCUCUCAACCCACAGACAGGCUUAUGGGAGGAAGAAGGGGACUUCCAGCUUGACCGGAGCCAGCGCAGCAAACGGGAGGAACGGACAUUUCUGGUCGGCAACAUGGAGAUCAGGGAAAGGCGGCUUUUCAACCUGGAUGUGCCAGAGAGCCGGCGGUGUUAUAUCAAGGUGCGUACUUACAGGAGCGAGAGGUACCUGCCCAGCGAGCAAGUGACGGGAGUGGUGGUUUCAGUCAUCAAUUUGGAACCCACACCGGGAUAUUCUACUAACCCUAGAGCGUGGGGCCGCUUUGACAGUGGGGUGACCAGCUCCAAUGGAGUGUGCGUGCCGGCCUUCUGCGAUGACCAAAACCCGGAUGCCUAUAGUGCCUACAUCAUGGCAAGUCUUGGGGGAGAGGAACUUGAGGCUGUCCCUUCCUCGCCAAGGCUUAAUCCAUUUGCCAUCGGAGUCCCACAGCCCUACCUCAGCAAGCUCAGGUAUCAGCGGACGGAUCACUUCGAUCGCAAUGUGAAGAAGACUGCUUUCAGGAUCAGCGUGGCCAAGCCCUCCCCUAAUGCUGCCGAAGAGAGCAACGGGCCCAUUUACCCCUAUGAAAAGCUGCAAGAAUGUGAAGCAGCUCCUUACACGGCUGCUCAUUUCAGGUUUUACAGGGUAGAGGGGGACCGCUACGACUAUAACACGGUUCCAUUCAACGAAGAUGACCCCGUCAAUUGGAUAGAGGACUAUCUGGCUUGGUGGCCCCGGCCAGUGGAGUUUAGAGCAUGUUACAUUAAGGUGAAAAUCAACGGGCCUCUGGAGGUCAACAUACGGUCUCGCAACAUGGGCGGCACUCACCCCCGGACUGUUGGAAGGCUCUAUGGCAUCAGAGACGUGCGGAGCAUCCGAGACUUGGACUACCCCAACCUUUCGGCUGCAUGCCUCGAAUUCAAGUGCAGCGGCAUGUUAUAUGACCAGGAACGUAUCGAUCGGACCCUCGUGAAAAUCAUCCCACAGGGAAGCUGCUACAGAGAGAGCGUCAACAGCAUGUUGCACGAAUACCUAGUCAACCACCUUCCUGUUGCCGUUAAUAAUGACUCCAGCCAAUAUACCAUGUUGGCUCCUCUUGACCCGCUGGGCCACAACUAUGGUAUCUACACCGUUACAGAUCAGGACCCGAGGACGGCCAAGGAAAUAGCUUUGGGCAGAUGUUUCGAUGGCACCUCGGACAGCUCCUCAAGGAUCAUGAAGAGCAACCUCGGUGUCGCGCUCACUUUUAACUGCCAAGAAAGAGAUGCGCAACAGCAAAAUUUGUUCCAGGCUCUGCGGAACGUGCCCAGCCAGUAUCCAGCAAGACCUCUUCGAGAGAGGAUCGGCGUACGAAGGCCGAGCCAAAGCCGCAGAGCUCUGAUCCGAGGGAAGGGCAUGCCCUUGGUUAGAAUUCCUCAAAAAGCCCAAUAAGCUCCCAGCUGCCAUCUCCGACUCUCUACUAGCAGCUCUAUGAAGAUGCCAGAGUAUUUGGAAAUGCAUGCAUCAGUGGUGGCAACAGUCCCUUCCAGCAUGAGUCAUGAGUCCACUCCGGAUUUUCUUCUGAACUGUA